Pteronotus mesoamericanus is the source of this 1518-nucleotide messenger RNA. It is a transcript of the gene CBLC, whose product is annotated as Cbl proto-oncogene C. The record is from RefSeq and is a predicted model, not a curated record. Gene Ontology annotation, biological process: negative regulation of epidermal growth factor-activated receptor activity; cell surface receptor signaling pathway. NCBI's taxonomy places the organism in Eukaryota, Metazoa, Chordata, Mammalia, Chiroptera, Mormoopidae. Gene Ontology annotation, molecular function: SH3 domain binding; receptor tyrosine kinase binding; calcium ion binding. The transcript has 11 exons. Gene Ontology annotation, cellular component: membrane raft; plasma membrane. The coding region runs from base 1 to 1518 and encodes 505 amino acids.
AUGGCUGCGGCGGCGGCCCCACGCGGGUGGCAGAGUGGAGAGCCCCGCUCGCUUGGCCGGGCGGUGAGGCUGCUGCAGCGUCUGCAGGAGCAAUGCGGGGACCCCCGACUCUCCUCGAGUCCCCCCUCGCUAAGGGACCUGCUGCCCAGCACCGUACAGCUGCUGCGAGAGGUGGCCCACGCCCGGCGGGCGGCCGGUGGAGGCGGCCACGAGGGUCCCGGGGGUGCCAGGGACUUUCUCGCCAUCUACCUCGCCAACCUAGAGGCCAAGAGCAGGCAGGUGGCGGAACUCCUGCCACCCCGGAGCCAAAAGAGUGCCAACGACGAGCUCUUCCGGGAGGGCUCCAUUCUCAGGCGGCAGCUGGCCAAGCUGGCCCUUGUCUUCAGCCACAUGUAUUCGGAGCUGAGUGCACUCUUCCCGGGGGGAAAGUACUGUGGACACACGUACCAGCUCACCGAGACCGCAGCCCACAUCUUCUGGAGGGAGCGCUGUGGAGCCCAGUGUGUGCUGCCCUGGGCUGAGUUUGAAUCUCUCCUGAGCACCUGCCACCCCGUGGAAUCAGGCCUCACAACCUUCGCCUUGCGCUCCACCAUCGACCUCACCUGCAGUGGCCACGUGUCCAUCUUCGAAUUUGACAUCUUCACCAGACUCUUCCAGCCAUGGCCAACGCUCCUCAAGAACUGGCAGCUGCUGGCAGUCAACCACCCGGGCUACAUGGCCUUCCUCACGUAUGAGGAUGUCCAAGCACGUCUGCAGGCCUGCAGGAACAAGCCAGGCAGCUACAUCUUCCGACCGAGCUGCACUCGCCUGGGACAGUGGGCCAUCGGAUACGUAACCUCAGAUGGCAGCAUCCUGCAGACCAUCCCUCAAAACAAACCCUUGUUCCAGGCGCUCCUGGAAGGACAAAAGGGAGGCUUCUACCUCUACCCAGAUGGGAAGAACCACAACCCAGACCUGACUGAACUCUGCCACAUGGAGCCCCAUCAGCACAUCCAAGUGUCAGAGGAGCAGCUGCAGCUGUACUGGGCCAUGGACUCCACGUUCGAGCUCUGUAAGAUCUGCGCCGAGAGCAACAAGGACGUGAAGAUCAAGCCGUGCGGGCACCUGCUGUGCAGCCGCUGCCUGGCCUCCUGGCAGCACUUGGACAGCCAGACCUGUCCCUUCUGCCGCUGCAAGAUCGAGGGCCAAGAGGUCGUGAGUAUCCAUCAAUUCCAAGAGAGGCCAGCAGAAGCCAGACCCACUGCUGAGGACCCAGGGAAGAGCAAUGAUCAGGGCAAUGAAGAGGAAGAAGGGGGGCAGGUGACCCCCUCAGCUCCCCCACUGCUCCCUCACCUGGAUGUGUCCCCUGAGCAUCCCAGAAGCAAAGGCCAGCUGAAGGUGGCGCCUCCAGCCGUGCCCAAACUUCGGGCCCCUCUUAUUUUGCCAAAAAUUAGGACUGUGGGCUUGGUCCCAUGGGAAAUCACCUCCAGGCCGCGGUCCAGGGAGGGAGCCGCAGAGGCACCAAGAUGUGCUGCUUAA